This is a messenger RNA of Oncorhynchus gorbuscha (pink salmon), 5338 nucleotides long. Its product is annotated as dynamin-2-like. Gene Ontology annotation, cellular component: membrane; microtubule; cytoplasm. Bases 245 to 2737 code for a protein of 830 amino acids. Lineage: Eukaryota; Metazoa; Chordata; Actinopteri; Salmoniformes; Salmonidae. The transcript has 20 exons. The record is from RefSeq and is a predicted model, not a curated record. Gene Ontology annotation, molecular function: microtubule binding; GTP binding; GTPase activity.
UUUCUAUCCGUUUCGUUUGGUUGACUUUGAGUAUUUUCGUGUUUAUAAGAACACGUUAUUGUAAUCCCACUAAAUUGGGAGUUACACAAUUUGUAAACAUAAUAUUUUCCUUUGACAGAGUGAAGACAGGGCGGCUUGAAAGGUGGAAUUCAACACUUCGGAGUAACCCGAGCACCUUGCUAACUAGUAACGUUAACGUAGUAGGCUAACGUUAGUUCGGGAGGGGAGCCGUUCCAACGAAACCAUGGGGAACCGGGGGAUGGAAGAUUUGAUCCCCCUUAUCAACAAACUUCAGGACGCGUUCAGUUCCAUCGGCCAGAGCUGUAACUUGGAUUUACCGCAAAUUGCUGUGGUCGGUGGGCAGAGUGCUGGAAAAAGCUCGGUCUUGGAAAAUUUCGUUGGCAGGGAUUUUCUUCCUCGAGGAUCAGGCAUUGUCACCCGUAGACCUCUGAUCCUGCAGCUGUGCUUUAACAAAGCCGAGUAUGCAGAGUUCCUACACUGUAAAGGGAGGAAGUUUGUGGACUUUGAGGAGGUCCGGGCGGAGAUUGAGGCGGAGACAGACAGGAUCACAGGCUCCAACAAGGGCAUCUCCCCCAUCCCCAUCAACCUCCGGGUCUACUCCCCUAACGUGUUAAACCUGACUCUGAUCGACCUGCCGGGGAUGACUAAGGUGGCAGUGGGAGACCAGCCGCUGGACAUAGAGCACCAGAUCAGAGACAUGCUGCUGCAGUUCAUCACCAAGGAGAGCUGCCUCAUCCUGGCCGUCACCCCCGCCAACCAGGACCUGGCCAACUCCGACGCCCUCAAGAUUGCCAAGGAGGUGGACCCACAGGGUUAUAUCGGCGUGGUGAACCGCAGUCAGAAGGACAUAGAUGGCAGGAAGGACAUCCGCGCUGCGCUGGCUGCUGAGAGGAAGUUCUUCCUGUCUCACCCGGGCUACAGACACAUGGCCGAGCGCAUGGGCACCCCACACCUGCAGAAACAACUAAACCAGCAACUGACCAACCACAUCAGGGACACUCUGCCUGGGCUGCGCAGUAAGCUGCAGAGCCAGGUGCUCUCCCUGGAGAAAGAGGUGGAGGAGUACAAGAACUUCCGUCCCGACGACCCCACACGCAAGACCAAGGCCCUGCUGCAGAUGGUGCAGCAGUUUGGGGUGGACUUUGAGAAGCGUAUCGAGGGUUCUGGGGACCAGGUGGACACGGCGGAGCUGUCGGGUGGUGCCAAAAUCAACCGGAUCUUCCAUGAGCGCUUCCCCUUCGAGCUGGUCAAGAUUGUGUUUGAUGAGAAGGAGUUGAGGAGGGAGAUCAGUCAUGCCAUCAAGAAUGUCCAUGGUGUCAGAACGGGGUUGUUCACCCCUGACCUGGCCUUCGAGGCCAUAGUCAAAAAGCAGAUCCUCAAACUGAAAGAGCCCAGCCUGAAAUGUGUGGAUCUGGUGGUGUCUGAGCUGACCGCGCUCGUCAUGAAGUGUUCCGUCAAGCUGGGUUCUUACCCCCGGCUGAGAGAGGAGACAGAGAGGAUCGUCACCACCUACGUCAGAGAGCGAGAGGGCAAGACCAAGGACCAGGUGAUGCUGCUGAUUGACAUUGAGUUGUCCUACAUCAACACCAACCACGAGGACUUUAUAGGCUUCGCCAAUGCCCAGCAGAGAAAUACACAUCAGAACAAGAAGAGGGCCAUUCCUAACCAGGGUGAGAUUCUGGUCAUCCGCAAAGGCUGGCUCACCAUCAACAUCAGCAUCAUGAAGGGAGGCUCCAAGGAGUACUGGUUCAUCCUGACCGCAGAGUCACUAUCCUGGUACAAGGAUGAGGAGGAGAAAGAGAAGAAGUACAUGCUUCCCCUAGAUAACCUCAAGCUGAGGGAUGUGGAGAAAGGCUUCAUGUCCACCAAACACGUAUUUGGCGUCUUCAACACUGAAUCCAGGAAUGUGUAUAAGGACCUGCGUCAGAUUGAGCUGGCCUGUGACACCCAGGAGGAUGUGGACAGUUGGAAAGCCUCCUUCCUGAGGGCUGGGGUCUACCCUGAGAAGGACCAGGUGGACACUGAGGAUACGGCCCCAUCAGAAACCUUCUCCAUGGACCCCCAGCUGGAGAGGCAGGUGGAGACCAUCCGUAACCUAGUGGACUCCUACAUCGGCAUCGUCAACAAGUCCAUCAGGGACCUCAUGCCCAAGACCAUCAUGCACCUCAUGAUCAACAGCGCUAAGGACUUCAUCCACUCAGAGCUGCUGGCCUACCUGUACUCGUCAGGUGACCAAAACAGCCUGAUGGAGGAGUCAGCUGACCAGGCGCAGCGCCGCGACGAGAUGCUCCGCAUGUACCACGCCCUCAAGGAGGCACUGCACAUCAUCGGUGACAUCACCACCACCACCGUGACGGUCCCCGUGCCGCCGCCCGUCAAUGACAGCUGGAUGCAGGAAGCCAGUCCUACCCCUCAGCGCCGCCCCCCAGCCGCAGCAGCCCCUCCCCCAAGCCGUCCUCCGGCAGUGAGUGGCCCAAGGCCGGGACCACCCCUCAACCCCUCCCCAGCGUUUGGGGGACCCCCCAUCCCCUCUCGCCCGGGCCCGCCGCCCAUUAACGCCUUUGGCAGCAACAACCAUCAGGACCCUUUCAGUGCCCCCCCACUGAUCCCCUCUCGGCCCGCUCGCAUCCCCCCUGGCGUGCCCAGCCGAAGACCCCCUGGCGCUCCUCACCGGCCCACCAUAAUCCGCCCUGCUGAGCCCUCCCUGCUAGACUAGACUACCCAGUAGAACCAGCCAGGCUCACCUGUGUGUGUGUGUGUGUGUGUGUGUGAGACUAUGUGUGUACUGGGGCCAGAGGGGAGGGCUAGAGAGCAGGGGAGGAGGGGGCCCUUAUACAGUAUCUAUGCACAUUGAUAAAUGCUAUUUCAACCAGACGUAUCUAAUGUAGUCGACUCAAACUGUUCUCUGAUUUAAGCUGCUAACCCUCCCUUAGUCUCCUACACAUGUGGGCUCUCUGGUCUCCACAUUCUAAAGAAGCAAAGGAACCAUAACCACUUGAAUCCUCAGAAUCAGAAGAGAUGUAAUUACACUGUUUUGGAUAUUGUACCAUAUGUAUCAAAAGAUUCAUCAAGACUUAAUCGCUCACCUUUGACCAGCAGGGUGCAGUCACGGCAUCCGAUGUGGAUGGUUACAUGGAAGUGACAUGCCCCUAAGCGACCUAUUUUCUGUGGUAACAGAAUUGUUCAUUUCCUCUCUGAAAAUGUGGACUACAGCCUAGUCCACAACCCUUCUAAACGUGAAAGGCUCGCUACCCUCCCUCCCUCUUUAGACGUGUCCUCACCUCAUGCUCUACUACACCCCACACCUCUGUGUAAUAUGCACCGACAUCCUGUUCAUUUUUUUGUGUUUUUUUCUAACUUGAUUUCAUACUGGAAAGUAGUUAUUAUUACGACUACGGUGGUGUUGAUGAAUACUUUCUUGUUAUUUUAUUUGAGUGACUUGUCUGUUAAUGCCCCCUGUAUGUAGCUUUAAAACCAGUCUCAAAUCACAGCAAAAGGAGGCAUAAAAAGACCAUUUAGCAGUGCAGGGCUACACAUGAGGCUGAGAGCAGCCUUCUAAAAUGUGCCCGUUACUAUUGGAAUGUCCUGCCACCGCUGAGAGAAUGUCAUCUAGAUUGACCACUUGAAGCACUUCUGUGUACAUCCAUACAUCCAGUGGUAGUGUUGAGGUUGUCAUUAAUUUAAGACUAUGCAUAAUAAACAGAGAGAGAGUUGUCAGCACUUUGAGAUGAUUUCUCCACACAUCUCUAAGUAUAGAGUUAUCCCAGCACCUUAAGUCAACCUCACUGACGCCUUAGCCAACCUUCAUUCAAAGUCCCAUUCAGGACAAGGACAGGUAAAGGGGAGAGUACAGUAGGUUCUCCUGGAGGAGGGUGGGGAGGCGGAGCUAUGUGGUUAGAGCUGGAGAGACGGCGGUUUAGGACCGACACUUCUUCCUGUCACAAUUCAAUGGUCAUUUUGUCUUUGUGGACGAGAGAUCCUCCCGGUGUCUUGGAAACACCGUUGUACAUAGCUGAUGGACAGUCUCAGUACAGACACACAGAGAUGGUGAUGUCUCCAGUUUUAAAAAGAAUGGAUGGAGAAUGAUGUUUAAUGGUGUUCAUUGAAAACCAAACAUUUUAAUGUGUAGUAAUCGUUAUACUAAUUGAAGCACUAACACACAGCCGUUAUAUUGACUUCGCUUGGGAUGUAGGGAAAUGUUGAGAUUUGUAAUCUCCAGAUCGCAUUAAUUCAUUAUUUAUAACCCUGGGCAUUUGGCAUGUAUGGUUUUGAUAGAAAUGAUGUCAGCUGUAUACUGCACCUUCAGCCUACUACUCCUCCUCUGGAAGGGAGACUGAAUGUCUUUCUGGUAGCGACUUCCACUACAGGGUUCUAGUUGGAAUAACUGUUGCCACUGGGAGGGUUUAAAUAGGAGUGAAGAGAGUCUCUUCACAGAUGGGAUUUUCUACUGAUCAAUAUCAUUUGAUUCCUCUGAUGGUAAUUUGAUCAUUUAUUUUUGCUGGGUGAAUUUUGGGGUUGGGAUGGAUGGGGGGGGGUGUGAGUGACAAAUGGACUACAUUGAUGUUUUGAUUUGCUGAUAAAUAUUGAUGGUGCGCAGGGGGCUGGAGUUCAACUUUUGUUGCUCUUUCUGGUGUACAUAUACAUCCUGCCUGGAGAACCUGUCCAAACUAUAUAGAGCCCAGUCCAAUACCUUGUACCCCUUACAGAUUGUGGUACAGGUUGAGGGUGAAUUUGGUAGGAACUGUCUAAAACCAUAUUUUCUGGGCAGAAUGUGCUUUUCUUCCCAUACAUUUCCCAUCAGGUCUGUCUACAGUGACUGUGCUGCUAGUGGGUGUCUCACUCUGAUCUCAGCUAACUCCAACUAAAGCCUCUGGGAAAUGGAGUCUAUCCAUGCUCCAAAAGGUUUCAAUCUCUUGACCAAGUAUUGAACCCCUACUAUGAGGAAAUUGGGCUUACAUUUAUUCUGUCACUCUCUGAUGUUGAAGAGUCUUAAGGGAAUCAAAAACGUCCCCUUCUUAUGAAUGUGUCCCUGUCACCUGACAGUACCGGUCACUGUAGCCUGUCCCCCUACACCCCAUCUCCUGAUCUGUAAAGUGUAAGAUGUUGGUGACGACCUUUUCUCCAUACUGGAUGCCCCCCCACACUCUCCAUGCUCUGUAUCAUUCAUCUUGUGGGUGGGGGGAACUGACCUGCAUCAAUCUUUCUUUAGUUUUUGCAAAGCCUUGUCAAGUGCCUCUAGUAAUUUCCUGGAUUUGAAUAAACAAAUGAACCCAUUUGGAACAUGAGCGCUAAAUAAAGAGGUGUUGUGUACAAUAAA